Molecule: messenger RNA, 511 nt
Organism: Poecile atricapillus (Black-capped chickadee)
Lineage: Eukaryota; Metazoa; Chordata; Aves; Passeriformes; Paridae
Product: class II histocompatibility antigen, B-L beta chain-like
Biological process (GO): immunoglobulin production involved in immunoglobulin-mediated immune response; positive regulation of T cell activation; peptide antigen assembly with MHC class II protein complex
Cellular component (GO): MHC class II protein complex
Molecular function (GO): MHC class II protein complex binding
Source: RefSeq, a predicted model, not a curated record
AUGCGAUGGACUGCCCCCAGUGUGUCCAUCUCGCUGGUGCCCUCGAGCUCCCAGCCCGGCCCCGGCUGCCUGCUCUGCUCCCUGAUGGAUUUCUCCCCUGCCCACAUCCAGCUGAGCUGCUCCCAGGGCCAGCAGCAGCUCUCGGGCCACGUGCUGGCCACUGCCGUGCUCCCCAGCGGGGACUGGAGCCAGCAGCUCCUGGUGCUGCUGGAAACCGCCCCCCAAUGCGGGCUCAGCUCCAGCUGCCAGGUGGAGCACGUCAGCCUGGAGCACCCCCUGAGCCGGCACUGGGACAUGCCAUCGGACGACACCCGCAGCAAGAUGCUGACGGGGAUCGGGGGCUCCUUGUUGGGCUUCGUCUUCCUGGCACUGGGGUUUGGCUUCUGCCUCUGCAAGAAGGUGAGGAGGGGUCCCAGGGCUCAUGUCUCCCUCCCCUGGAGUGUGUGUGCUUCCCCCAGUCUGGUGUCACGCCCUUUUCUCUGCCCACAAAGCUCCUGAGGCAGCGGCAAAA